GCCAGCCAGCUGGCCCCCUCGCAGGGGACGUGCUGCGGACCCGCGCCUGCGACCAGGAGGACGCGCAGCCAUGGGCCGCCUGGCCGGGAGUGCGGCGGCGCUGCUGCUCGGGCUGCUCGUGGAGUGCACAGAGGCCAAAAAGCAUUGCUGGUAUUUUGAAGGACUCUAUCCAACCUAUUAUAUAUGCCGCCCUUACGAGGACUGCUGUGGCUCCAGGUGCUGUGUGCGGGCCCUCUCCAUACAGAGGCUGUGGUAUUUUUGGUUCCUUCUGAUGAUGGGCGUGCUCUUCUGCUGUGGAGCUGGCUUCUUCAUCCGGAGGCGCAUGUACCCCCCGCCGCUGAUCGAGGAGCCGGCGUUCAACGUGUCCUACACCAGGCAGCCCUCGAACCCCACUCCAGGAGCCCAGCAGCUGGGGCUGCCGUUUUACACCGACCCUGCAGGAGCAGGGGGGAAUCCUGCCGGGAACCCUGUGGCGAUGGCUUUCCAGGUCCAACCCAACUCACCCCAGGGGAGCAUGGCCUACCCACCGCCCCCUUCCUACUACAACGCGCCGCCGCCCCCAUACGAGCAGGUGGUGAAGGCCAAGUAGCCGGAAGCUGCCCGGCACCUGCCUGUGCAAGUGGCCGGGGAGGCCGGGAGGGGCUGUCACUCGCCCUCUGUCCCCAUCACUGUUCACUUCCAGGAAUGGUCUUCUGAGCCACUGAGGGCAGAUUCCUUUUUGGCAUCUUCAAAGCAAGCACAGCUUCCUUCCAAGGUUUCCUCGGAGGACCAGUCUUUGAAUUCACCCCGUGUCUCCUCUGUUGCUUCCGUUCCCAACAUAAUCCGUGCUCUGGCCGAGUGGAGAGUCCCGACGGUUGACCCCUAGGGUGGCGCGCCCGGACCCUCAGGGGAGAGACCCCGGCGGCAGGUGAGGCGGGGCGCGUGCAGGUGAGUACGCGUGAGCGUGGGGAGGGGCCCGGGCCGCCCGGAAGGCCCCGCGCACGGCAGGCGGCCCGUCUGAAACGAGGCGCCACCUGGCCAGCUGUGGGAGCCC
Molecule: messenger RNA, 1033 nt
Organism: Kogia breviceps (pygmy sperm whale)
Lineage: Eukaryota; Metazoa; Chordata; Mammalia; Artiodactyla; Physeteridae
Gene: VOPP1
Product: VOPP1 WW domain binding protein
Cellular component (GO): cytoplasmic vesicle membrane
Source: RefSeq, a predicted model, not a curated record